CAGAUAACAGCUACCUCGGGUUUUUAAACAGUUGGCAUGAGGAGAAUAAGCCAAGAGUGCUAAUGUUUGAUGUAGCAUCUAAUAUCCCUUUUUUGUACAAGCUCACAGCGUUUGCCUAUAAAGACUAUGUACGGUUUGGCUAUGUGGACAUGGGCCUGACUGAGACCUCUAAAGUCGUGCAGAGGUUUAGCAUCAACACAUACGCUCCCACCAUGCUCCUGUUCAAAGAGAACACAGACAAACCUGCUGAUGUUAUGCAGGCAAGAGGGAUGAAAAAGCAGAUAAUUGACGAGUUUGUGUCCAAUAAUCGUUUCCUUCUGGUGCCGCGGCUGGUGAAUCAGAAACUCUUCGAUGAGCUGUGUCCAGUUAAACAGUUCCACCGUCGCAGGAAGUACUGUGUUCUUCUCGUUACUGGUGAAGGAGAGCAGUUUGUGUCAGUGAAUGAGGCAUUCUUUGACUUCGCUUCUUCCAACACUAAAGAAGUUCUCAGGUUUGCUUAUGUUUAUCAGAGACAACAGCAGCCUCUCUGUGACACCCUGCUCAAAAAGGAAGACACAACCCCUCCACAGGUGAUUCUCCUGGAGAGACGCAGCGCUACAGGAAGGGUGCUGUAUCGGACAGUGACGGGUGGAUGGAAUGGGAGUGAUGAUGAUAAGCACCGCCUCCAUGAGCAGCUUGAGAUUCUGCAAAGAGAUCCCUCCCACCUUACCCAUGAUGCCAUGCUGCCUGAACUCAACAAUGAGUUUGCCUCUAUGUUUCUGAUUCAUUGGAUAAAUACUGCAUAUGAUUACCUCGCUCAGUUUUACUUUGAUCUUCUCUACUCUAACUGGCGUGAGAUGAUGCCCGUACUGUCUCUGAUCUUCUCCGCUCUUUUCAUUCUGUUCGGGACUGUAAUCAUUCAGGCCUUCAGCGAUGCUGGGGAAGACAAACCAGCCAAACAAAAGGCCACUGAUCCACCAAAGACAGCAGAGAGCUCUCCAGGACAAGAAAGCACUUCAAGUCGUCCACCAAAGAAGAAUUUUGUGGAGGUAACGGAGCUGACGGACAUCACAUACAUGAGUAACCUAGUCAGGUUAAAGCCUGGUCACAUCAACGUUGUGCUGAUCCUCACUGAUGCUUCUAAGCAAGUACUGCUCAGGAAGUUUGCCAAAGAAGUGUAUUCGUUCUCAGGGUCUCAGACUCUUCACUACUCCUUUUUAAAUGUGGACAAGCACAGCCAAUGGAUGGAUUCCCUCAUGGAGUCGGCUCCUGACGCCAGACCGUCAGACUGCUUGGACGAAGAGGAAGACUCCACCUCCAACAAAUCAGACUACACGGGCCAUGUCCUGGCGCUCAAUGGCCACAAGAAAUACUUCUGCAUAUUCAGACCCGUGUUCACAGGGGAGGAAGCCGAAUGUAGUAGGUGGUCCGAUGAGGAUGCGGCGACGGCCGGUCCAAGCAAAGCCACGAGGUCCCGGUCAAGUUCUCGACAGAAGGCCACCACUCUGGAGAUCCACCACAAACUGGACCGACUGAGUCUGUGGAUGGAGAGGCUUAUGGAGGGAACUCUACCACGGCACUAUGUUCUGGCCUGGCCUGGUCUGGACACCAUAACGCCACAGAAAUAAGACUCUUCUCUGUCCUCAGGCCCAUUGCAGGAGGCGUGCUUUAGUGAUGUGAAAAGUGUUGAAUUCUCAACAUCUUUUCGAUCCAAAUUACUUGGUUACUUAAAAGAUAUUAAGUUAUUCUGUAAAACGCACUGGUGAUAAGUAGAGGUUUUCGUUAGAGCACCAUGUGCUCGUCGGCUGCUUUUAGGGGCAAAACUCCAUCUGUAAAGUACACUGUCUUUUUGUUAGUAUGGUUGUUUCAUUACUGUAUGGAUGCCAGUGCCCAGAUAAAGCCUCUCUGUGUAGCUUCCGGCAGGGCUAUCGUGUCUUUACACUGCUGGGAAGGUGGCAGCUACAGUCCACCUUUAUAAUAUCAUCCAGGGUCCUGUGAAUUCAAGCAACGGGCCAGAUUUCAGAAGCAACUCGUAUUGAGAUUACCGUUCUGCCUUUUUUCCAGUUAGAGUCACUAUGUGGAUGAUAGAAAUUUGAAAAAGAGAGUGUCUGUGGAAAAGGUUUAAUCAUCCUUUUCUCUUUAUGCAAAAAGUCCAACUACAAAUUUACUAAACCGUGCUGCAUGAAAAAUCACGUUUUGAAGACUUGAGAAGAUACUUGGAUUUUACUGCCAUUUGUGCAUAUGCUGCCUUUCCUUAAAGCCCAUACUUUCUUUAACGUCAUUUGUUUCAUGUUUUGCACUUUGACGACUUGCUUAUGAUUCUUUGAUUAAUAAACGUAAUAUUUAAAUGGAGGUUCUAACGGCAUUAGAAUUAUCACUACAACUUAAGGUUAAGAAUGUCUCUAGAUCAUCAGUUGCCAUUUUCUUUUAGGAAAAUGGCAUUAUUUUUAUGUUGCACUUUUUUGUGGUUGAUUUAUAUGUGCAUUGUUUAAAAAUAAUAAAGUUUGUACUGUA
Molecule: messenger RNA, 2493 nt
Organism: Sinocyclocheilus anshuiensis
Lineage: Eukaryota; Metazoa; Chordata; Actinopteri; Cypriniformes; Cyprinidae
Product: dnaJ homolog subfamily C member 16-like
Exons: 10
Coding region: 63-1607 (514 amino acids)
Source: RefSeq, a predicted model, not a curated record